CUUAUGUCGCGCGCACGGGGGGAGGUGUGAGAACUCGGGAUAAGCGACUGGCGGCGAUUUACGCAGUCGGGUGACGGGAUUUUAUCGGGAUUCGGCCAGAAGACAGAUGGGAUCCCCGGAGUACCAACGCAUAUGCAGUAGAGCGAAAUAGCUGGCUUUUGCGUUAAAGUUUGGCUACUGCACAUGCACAGCUGCGAGCUGAAGGCAGAACCAGGAAGAAGAUAACUCUGUGGUGCUUGCUGGCAGAACCCUGGGCCAGUGCAGUUUUCUGCUGAUGGGAGUAUUGGCUCGGGAGUGUCAGAUCUGCGAGAAUAUGUUCCAGUUUGAUAUUGCUAUAGAAGUGAACUGGAAAUACAUUUUAAGCUGCAGAGAAUUUUCUUAUCGCUGGUGAAGGCUGUUAGUAAAAAUAGCGCCAGGCUGACAGGGUCGUGCAGGUCAAGCUCACCGAAACAAGAGGCCAAAAAGACAAGUGUACUCCUUCAAGGAAUCGGUUGCCCCAUAUUUGAGCUGUGUUUUAAGUGGUACCUGCUUUGUACAGCCACUGGUUGAUUGAAAAGUUCCCAAAAUGAGAGAACGACUUUUCAUUGCAUGCUUUGGAGCCUUACUGCUUGUUAUUCAUACCCAAGGACAGGACUUUAACAUCUUGCCACACAGAACAGGAAUGAAAUCCAAUUCAGACCCAAAGAAACAGGAAAAUGGUGUAACACUGGCACCAGAGGAUACACUACCAUUUCUAAACUGUUACUGCUCUGGAUACUGUCCUCAAAAUGCUGUAAACAAUACAUGCAUCACGAAUGGCCAAUGCUUUGCAAUGAUUGAAGAAGAUGACCAUGGGGAUAUCAUUUUAACAUCUGGCUGCAUGAAAAUGGAAGGUUCAGACUUUCAGUGCAAGGAUUCUCCAAAAGCCCUGUCACGGAGAACUAUUGAAUGUUGCCGGACGGAUUUCUGUAACAGAGAUUUGGAGCCUACGUUGUCACCAAAGAUAUCAGAUGGAGAAUAUGGCUUGCGCUUCAUUGCUCUCAUCAUUUCAUUGGUGGUCUGCUUGAUUUUAAUUGUGGGCUUCAUUCUUAUCAUAUGGAUUUACAAACAUAAACUGCAUUCCCAAAGGAUGCUUUAUAACAGAAAUUUGGAUCCUGAUGAUGCCUUUAUACCUGCUGGGGAGUCCCUAAAGGCUCUUAUUGAUAUAUCACAAAGCUCUGGUAGUGGCUCAGGGCUACCAUUAUUGGUUCAGCGUACUAUAGCAAAGCAGAUCCAAAUGGUUCGACAGAUAGGAAAGGGAAGGUAUGGUGAAGUAUGGAUGGGAAAAUGGAGAGGAGAGAAGGUGGCUGUCAAAGUGUUCUUUACUGCUGAAGAAGCCAGCUGGUUCCGGGAAACUGAAAUCUACCAAACUGUUCUCAUGCGACAUGAAAACAUACUUGGUUUCAUAGCAGCUGACAUUAAAGGAACAGGUUCAUGGACGCAGAUGUACCUGAUAACAGAAUACCAUGAAAACGGAUCACUGUAUGACUUCCUUAAGUGUACCACUUUGGAUACUAGAUCUUUACUCAAGCUUGCUUAUUCGGCAGCUUGUGGAUUGUGUCACCUCCACACUGAAAUAUAUGGCACUCAAGGAAAACCUGCUAUUGCACACAGGGAUCUGAAAAGUAAAAACAUACUUAUAAAAGAAAAUUGGACAUGCUGCAUUGCUGACCUUGGACUGGCAGUAAAAUUUAACAGUGACACUCAUGAAGUUGAUAUUCCCCUGAACACACGUGUUGGUACAAAACGUUAUAUGGCCCCAGAAGUUUUGGAUGAAAGUCUAAAUAAGAAUCACUUCCAAGCUUAUAUUAUGGCAGAUAUCUACAGCUUCAGUUUAAUUAUCUGGGAGAUGACCCGUCGCUGCAUAACUGGAGGAAUUGUUGAAGAGUACCAACUGCCUUACUAUGACAUGGUGCCAAAUGAUCCAUCCUUUGAGGAUAUGAGAGAAGUUGUCUGCAUGAAAUGCCUAAGGCCUACAGUAUCAAAUAGAUGGAACAGUGAUGAAUGUUUGAGAGCUGUUUUAAAACUGAUGGCAGAGUGCUGGGCUCAAAAUCCUGCUUCCCGUCUCACAGCUCUGCGAAUCAAGAAAACACUUGCAAAGAUGGUGGAGUCCCAGGACGUCAAGAUUUGACAUGGAAGAUAGGACACUGGUAUCAGAACUUUUUUGAAAAGAAGCCAAGUGCAAAGAGGAGGCAAUCAAUACUUCCUGUGCACCUCCUUGUUUUAUUUUGCUGGCUGCUAUAUAUUUACUUUUAAGUACUGUGUAGAAUUACACAGUACUCUGUGUACUCAUGGACAGAUUAUUUUCGUUCAAAAUUUUUAUAUCGAAUCUUUGGUCAUUUUAACAUGAAAGUAUUCAGCUUGAUGGUUACUGAAUCGCAUGUUCAGAAAAUUUUGCUUUCUGUGAAAGCAGUAACCAUGUUAAAGGCAUUUUAUUCCCUUAUUGCCAUUAUUAUCCUGGAGAAGUAAUACGAUAAAAGUAAUAAUUCAACAGCUCUCGCUUUAUUGUGGAUUGAAUGGCGGUAAAUCUCAAUCCUAACUCCAUACAUUACGAGUAAACCAAAAAAAGGAGGAAGAAAAAAAAAAAAAAAUAUAUAUAUAUAUAUAUAUAUAUAUAUAUAUAUAUAUAUAUAUAUAUAUAUAUAUAUAAUCUUUUUGCCAGAAAUCAUUUGCCACGUCUCCAUAGGUUGAACAUCAUUAUGAAGAACCCAUGUAAGAUUUCCUUGUUUAUAUUAUUUUUUCAUAAAUAUGUUAAAAAUGUAUAAUGCUAAAAUAUGUGCCUAGUAACCUAGAUGCUUUACCUUAUUGAAACAACAAAUAUCAAACCUU
Molecule: messenger RNA, 2847 nt
Organism: Xenopus laevis (African clawed frog)
Lineage: Eukaryota; Metazoa; Chordata; Amphibia; Anura; Pipidae
Gene: bmpr1a.L
Product: bone morphogenetic protein receptor type 1A L homeolog
Exons: 15
Coding region: 566-2149 (527 amino acids)
Biological process (GO): cell surface receptor protein serine/threonine kinase signaling pathway; cellular response to growth factor stimulus
Cellular component (GO): signaling receptor complex; membrane; plasma membrane
Molecular function (GO): protein kinase activity; transferase activity; protein serine/threonine kinase activity
Source: RefSeq, a predicted model, not a curated record